This is a messenger RNA of Peronospora matthiolae, 342 nucleotides long. The record is from the annotation of a GenBank genome assembly. NCBI's taxonomy places the organism in Eukaryota, Oomycota, Peronosporomycetes, Peronosporales, Peronosporaceae.
AUGGCCGAAGGGAUUGACGAUUUGCAAUUCCUGUACUUGCGUUCGGGGAGGUCAUUUUCCGACGGCCCUUCUUCAAACGCAGCGGUUGGGUCUCAAAGUGCUGCUCGACGAGACCAAGGACAUCAGCAAUCAGCUGGGUACGAGACUCCCAGCUGUCCCACGCCGGUGGAUAGCCCCGCCAGCGGACGAGGUAACUCGUCCGGAAGCCAUUCACAUCGCGGUGAUUCAAAAUACGCGCCACUAGGAAGCGUUGACCACCGCUUGAGUCCACCAAAGGAUGUGGUGGCGUGGGAUCACCUGAUCCGGCUCGAGGGUCGGAUCAGCUUGAUGUUCAGGAGCUGA